Messenger RNA from Prunus armeniaca (apricot), 675 nucleotides. Lineage: Eukaryota; Viridiplantae; Streptophyta; Magnoliopsida; Rosales; Rosaceae. The record is from the annotation of a GenBank genome assembly.
AUGGAGAGGCCGAAGACACAAAAGGACAUUCAAAGUCUUACCGGACGUGUCGCUGCCUUAACUCCCUUCAUCUCCAAAGCCACCGAUAAAUGUGUACCAUUCUUUAAAGCCUUGAAAGAGGGCAAGCAUCAUGUUGCAUGGACUGCCGAAUGCGAUGAGGCAUGUCAAAACUUAAAGAACUACAUGAGCAAGGCACCCCUGCUGUCAAAACCCCUCCCAGGGGAGGUUCUGUUUCUUUACCUUUCGGUAUCUAAUAUUGUCGUCAGCUCAGUUUUAAUACGCAAACUAGAGAAGGCAGAACUACCGAUCUUCUACGUCAGUAAAGCACUGCAAAGUGCAAAGCUUCGGUACCCUCCCCUAGAACAGCUGGCCCUGGCUCUCGUUGUCUCAACCCGAAGACUCCGUCUGUACUUCCAAGCGCAUGAAAUCAUGGUCUUAACCAACCAAUCGCUUCGGCAGGGACAUGCCAUCGUUGAUUUCAUCUCCGAGCUCACACCUCCAAUAACACUAGAGCCAGCAUAUUCACAAACUAAUGCCGAAGAGCCUGGGGUGCCGAUCGAUGGUUCGGCAAAUCAGCAAGGGUGCGGAGCUGGCCUUGUACUUACUGCUCCAGAUGUGGUCAAGAUGGAAUAUGCCCUCCGAUUCAGCUUUCAGACGUCCAACAACGAAGCAUAG